UCCCUUCCCCAUCGCGAUUGGCCUGAAUCUGUUUAAUACCCCUCCUGGGGCUCCGCCACCAACUAUCCACGCAGUGUGCUCUAGGGCAGGGGAAGACCGGGCAGCUGGGCGCUUGGGAUCCCAUUUGCAUUUGCAGCGCCACAUGCUGCUCUAGAACCCCGCUGGCGCUCGCGGGGGGUUCUAGAACCCGGCCCAGUGAGUUCUAACCGCGGGAGGACAGGGAGAGUGGCCGCUGCUCCCGCUCCAUGUGCAGUGCUGGAAACCGGCCGACUCGCAGUUUAGUAGCGCCCUUCAGCCCCCCACUGCGGGAGCAGUGCUAGAACCCGGCGCAGUGCGAUCUAGAAUGCAGACUCCACUCCCGUUUCUAGGACUCGGUACGUUCUAGAAGGUGCAGGGAGCCGCUCUAGAACCCAGCCGGGAAGCCCCGAGGUUUAGAGACGGGGCUAUUCUGGAAGACGCGCCUCCGCGCCAGGUAGCGAUCGGCGCUGAGCCGCUUUAGAACCCGCUGGGGCCCGAUCUCUGCAGGGGAAGGGGGCGGCGAUAGCACCCAGCCAGCAGGGUCCAGAGGGGCCCGCCUGCUGUAGCCAUGCUGGAGUCGGCGGUGCGGCUGGCCCUGGGAGCCGGCGAGCUGGUGGCUCCGGGACCGCAGCUCUCGGAGCGGCUGGCCCUGCUGCAGGCGCAGGUGCUCGCUUCCCUCUGGCCCAUGCUGCUGCUAGGAGGGGCCGUGGCGUUGCUUGUCCUGUUGGGGAUGCUCCGGCGCUGGGACCGGGCGCGGCCGGGCCGCCAGCACAGCGCGGAAGGGGAGGAGGGUGGCGCUGGGUCUGCCAGCUCCGAGGAAGGGCGGCUGCCAGCACCGGCCCCGCGGACACAGAACGGGAUAGCUGGGCAGCAGGAGCAAAGGGCGAGGCAGAGCCACAAGACAAAGUCUAAAAAAAAGAAGAAGACCCAGUGCUCAGAAAAGGGGGGAUGUAAAGACCAUAUCUCUGCUGAAAAAGACAAAUUGCCAGAAGAAGAGGAAGGUGUUUGGCAGACUAAGAUCAGUAGCCGAGAAAAAAGACACUUAAGGAAAGAACGUCUGAAACAAAAAGAAAACCCUAGCAGAGUGUCAUCCGGUACCAUGGUGGUUGAAGCAGUCUGUGAUGGGGAUGGGAAAGGAACCGUUUGGCCACACACUGUGAGUGGGACAGAGGACAACAGCAGUAGUAGACAGGGAGCUCUGUGUGAGUCAGGGACAAAGACAGAUGGUGGUUCCGCUGUUAGGAACUCAGAAGCCACAGGAGAAGAAUCUGAGCUCACACGGUUUGAAGAGGAUGUUUUUUCCAAUGUAGGAACAUGGGAUAUUGUGGAAGCAAAAGCUUAUCCUGUGACUUUUGGGACUUUACCAGAGCUGUCCAUGGAGUUAAGUAAUCAGAAGAGCAAAUCAUCUCAGGACAACCUCUCCAAAUAUCAUUGGAAUGCCAACUUACCCUUCCUCACAGUGGAUGAUGCAUGGCUUGGGCAGCGUGAUCCCUUAGCAAUUGACCUCAAUUCUGAUUGGAAUGCUCCCACAGAGGAGUGGGGAAACUGGCUGGGAGAGGAGGAGACAUGCACAGGACCCGAGAGAGAGAAGCCUCAGCAAGGUUUAGAAAUGAGAACAAAGGAAGGUCGAAGGGAGUUGAUAUCUAUGAAACACAGUAGUCAUGCUACCUGUACCUCUUUCAGAAUACCCCAGGACCCUGCUAACAAUUUACUCCAUAAUGAUGUACCUGGUAAAAAGGAGAGGCAGAAGAGGAAGAAAAUGAGGAAAGAGACUUGAUGGGGCUGUGUAGCUGACAGUGUGAAAACCAAAUAGCACGUGUGCUGAUUAGCUGCAAGAGUUCUGCUUUCUUUGGUGAUGCACUGAGCCCAAAGCAAAGAGAGGAUCUAGAAGAAUCCCAAUAAAUGGGAGAAGAGGAGAACAGGAACAGUGAGCGGGAGAGGAAGAGGGAGAGAGAGAGAGUGCGUGUGUGUGUGUGUGUGUGUGUGUGUGAGAGAGAGAGAGAGAGAGAGAAUGCACCAUGAUAAUGUGUGCAGGAGCUGGUGUUGAAACAGGAUUGCUGUUUAAAAACAACCCACUGCCCUUGAUCACUUAAAGAAAACUAUUGAGUAGGUUUUAGACCAUUUACAUUAAACCCUUCAGUGUCCAGUUACUUAUCAAGUUGGCAUGUUGUAUGACAUUAUAGAAUUAGUCAAAAUCCAUAAAUGACCACAGUUGUAUUUAGAUUCUAUAGAGGAUCCACCCUUUAUUCCAGCCUCCAUUUGCAAUUUAAAAUGUGAUGUGUGCAGAUGUGCUCAUUGACAAGUUAAUAAUGUACAGAAGGUGGGUGGUGCAUGCUAAAGCGUCUAUAAAUCAUAAGAAAGCAAUUGUUAGACCUACAAAGAACAGCACCACUCACCUGCAAAUCUUCUCUGAAUCUUUUUAACCCUUUGCAGCUGUUGAAGUUGGAUUUUUACCUAACACAGUGACAUUUUAAUGUAUUUCAGUGCGUACGCAGACCAGUUGGCUCUAAAGGUGAAAAUUUCUAAAGGAGAUUUUAAUUUACUUAGAAAAGUUGUGUAACUUUUCUGUUUUCGUGGUGGGCUAUAGUUUAGUAGCCUGUAUGUUAAAAGCAUGAUCCUUUUGCUAUAACUGUAUUUUAGCCUGAGAGAUCUUGUUGAGGACAUUUUUCCAAUUUGCAGUUUGGCAGUUUUUACCAUUUUAUUACUUAAUUUCUAAUAUUAUAAGCCAAGUAUCUAGAUUAAAGUUUAAAAAAAUCUGUUUUUUAUAGUGAAGGGCAUAUACUUCUCAUCUUCAAAGGGCUAUUUAAAAUAGAAAAUAUCCAGUAUUGAAAAACAAAUUGUUCUACCUUAAAUGCCAAGAGUCUGUGAAAGGUGUGAGAUUGACACCACUGGUGGCUCUUUAUCCACAGAACAUCUACAGCACAGCAGUAACUAUAAAUGCUUCCCUGUACUGCCCAGAGAAUAUGCCUCAACCCUGAUCCAUCUUGGCAAGGCCAUCUGGGUGCGUGAGAUGAUAGUUAUUCAAUCUCUGUGCCUCUGAUGAAACCGCUAAAAAGGAUUCCAGUCACUAUUGGGUGUAAAAU
Chelonoidis abingdonii (Abingdon island giant tortoise) is the source of this 3101-nucleotide messenger RNA. RefSeq lists its product as uncharacterized. Gene Ontology annotation, cellular component: nucleus. Gene Ontology annotation, molecular function: transcription coregulator activity. NCBI's taxonomy places the organism in Eukaryota, Metazoa, Chordata, Testudines, Testudinidae. The record is from RefSeq and is a predicted model, not a curated record. Gene Ontology annotation, biological process: regulation of transcription by RNA polymerase II; positive regulation of angiogenesis; negative regulation of apoptotic process.